Messenger RNA from Solanum dulcamara, 1729 nucleotides. Its product is annotated as probable transcription factor KAN2. The record is from RefSeq and is a predicted model, not a curated record. The transcript is spliced from 6 exons. Bases 308 to 1402 code for a protein of 364 amino acids. NCBI's taxonomy places the organism in Eukaryota, Viridiplantae, Streptophyta, Magnoliopsida, Solanales, Solanaceae. Gene Ontology annotation, cellular component: nucleus. Gene Ontology annotation, molecular function: transcription cis-regulatory region binding. Gene Ontology annotation, biological process: regulation of DNA-templated transcription; abaxial cell fate specification.
CCUAUUGCCAUUUCUUCUUCUUUCUCUCUCUCUCAAUCUCAAAUCCCAACAAUUUUUCCAAUUCCCCUUCAAUUGUUCAGCAUCAUCAAAACCCCAUUUCAAGAUAAUCCCAAGAUUUUCUCUAUUACUACAUAUCCCUUUUUUCCAUCUCAAAAAUUAAUUCAAAUCUUCCUCAAACAAGCUACUAGUCCUCUAUUUAUAAGCUACUUACAAACACCACAUGAGUACUUGUGUUCAUAACAAUCUGUCUUGUUUUUCAGGUUACUAAUUCUAUUCGUCGCGCUUAUUUUCUUUUUCAAAAAAAAACAUGGAGUUAUUCCCACCACAACCAGAUUUAUCCUUACAAAUUAGCCCUCCAAAUACUACUACUCAUCAUCAAGAAGAGAAUAAUAUAGAUUUAGGGUUUUGGAAAAGAGCUUUGGAAUCAAGAGAACCCCAUAAUAUUAAUACUAAUAACACUUCUUGUUUUGACCUAUCUUUAUCAUCAAAUGUACCAAGACCUAGUAGUAUAAUUAAUACUACUACUCAUCAAGAACCUAAUUAUUCUUCUAGCCAAUAUUUCCAGAACAACACAAAUUUCAUUAAUAACCCUUUUAUCCCUCAUCAUCAUCAUAAUCUUGGUUUGUUUAGACCUAUAAGUGGAGUUCCACUUUACAAUAAUCAUCAAAACCCUUCUAAUACAUUAUCUAUACAAUCUUCUCCUAGUUCUUUUGAUAAUUAUAAUAUUAACCCUAUUUCUUCAUCAAAUAGCCACUUUCAUCACUCCCAUAAUCAUCAUCAAAAUGGGCUAAUGAGAUCAAGAUUUUUUUCAAGAUUUCCAACUAAAAGGAGUAUGAGAGCUCCAAGAAUGAGAUGGACAAGUACCCUUCAUGCUCGUUUUGUUCAUGCUGUUAAACUCUUGGGUGGACAUAAAAGAGCAACACCCAAGUUAGUUCUUGAGCUUAUGGAUGUGAAAGAUCUCACUUUGGCUCAUGUUAAAUCCCAUUUACAGAUGUAUCGAACGGUAAAAACAACUGAUAAAUCAGCAGCAGGAGCCGCUUCUUCAGGCCAAUCAGAGGUGUCUGAUAAUGUGUCAUCUGGAGAUAAUUCUGAUGAUUUAGUGCUUGAAAUUCGAAAUUCAAACAAGUCUGAAUUAUCAAUUCAACAAGGAAGACAAAAUCUGUAUAAUCAAGAAAAAGAUUAUGGUGGUCUUUGGAGUAACUCUUCAAGCAGGGAAAGUUGGCAGCUGCAUGGGAAACUAGGAGAUUAUCCAGGAAAUUUACCUUCUUUAGAGAAAAACAUGGAAGCAAAAUGCACAAGCAAUGAAGGAAUAUCAACAGAAGUGAGUUCAUCAAGCAUAACACAAGCAAGUCCAAAGAAGCCUAAUUUGGAAUUCACUUUAGGAAUUCCUAAUAUUUCAUAGUAAUAAAAAAAGGCAAAAAUAUAUAUUAUAGUUUUUGCAUGGAACAAAAAAGUAGUACUCAUUUUGAAAUCAUUAGUAAAAAGAAAAAAAAAAGGAAAAAAGUGAUGGAAAAGAAGACAAGAAGACAAGAUAAAGCAAGAAAAAAAGAAGGGAGGGAAAAAAAAGUGCAUUUUCCUUUUUCCACUUAUAUAAUAUUCUUGUGAUGAUUUCCAAAUCAAAAAUAGUACAUUAUUAAAUUGUUCCUUUUGUUUUUUUCUUGCAAAAUUGGAAGAGAAAAAAAAAAGUACUUGAUUUUAGUUAUUUUUAUAGGAGAAAUAUUAAUCACUA